Molecule: messenger RNA, 1923 nt
Organism: Mollisia scopiformis
Lineage: Eukaryota; Fungi; Ascomycota; Leotiomycetes; Helotiales; Mollisiaceae
Product: vacuolar fusion protein MON1
Exons: 3
Coding region: 1-1923 (640 amino acids)
Biological process (GO): vesicle-mediated transport; protein targeting to vacuole
Cellular component (GO): fungal-type vacuole membrane; Mon1-Ccz1 complex
Source: RefSeq, a predicted model, not a curated record
AUGACCCUCGCCAGCGACCAUGACGCUCAAAAGCGCAAUGAAGACUCGCAGCAGGAUGCGAAGGAGGGUACAGAGGGUGAACCAAGUUCCUCAGAGGGGACCCAGGGUAUAAUUGGAAAAGCCACAGGAAAUGAGGAACAUCGACCGCCACUACCUCCCAGACCCUCACUCUUGAAGACGGGAGACAAAGCAGGGUCCGCUUUGUCGACAAUAGCCAAACCUACAACAGCGCUUUCGUCAGUUGAUAUACAGACCUUGUCAUUCCCCGAUGGUUCGAGGGGAACGUUUUCAACUCCUGCAACUCGGGCUGUGUCACAGACUGUGUCCUUCUCAGACACAUCAGCAGGGCAGAGCACACCGAGCAGGAAGGUUAGCCGUAACGGCAGCUUUGAUGAUGGGGCGAGUCUUAUGAGCUAUGCCCCAACGCUGAAGGCCCACGGAGACCUUGCAAGUUUGUUGGAUGAAGGCCUCAAUCAAAGUCCAGCUUGGAAACUACUCAGCUCGCAAGCGGAGUCUGUGAACCCAUUUGAGAACGUUGAGUUCGAAGACAACACUUUAAGCAACUUUCAGCAUGAGUUCGAUGAGAUUGAGGCUUUGGACAGCAAAAGUGGUAACGAAGAGGAAGUCCUUUUCCAAUGGAAGUCAAAGCUAAAGCACUAUCUCAUACUGUCUUCGGCAGGUAAACCAAUAUACAGUAGACACGGAGAUCAGAAUCUUAUCAAUGGCUAUAUCGGAAUCAUUCAAACGAUCAUUUCAUUCUUCCAGGGCUCAAAAGAUCCUUUAAUGGGUUUUACAGCAGGAGGCACAAGAUUCGUGGUAUCUACCGAGGGCCCUUUAUACUUCGUGGCCAUAAGCAAGCUUGGAGAAAGUGAUGCUCAACUCCGGGCGCAGUUAGAGGCUCUAUACAUGCAAAUUCUUUCGACCUUGACAUUGCCUACUUUAACCCACCUGUUUACAAACAGACCCAACACAGAUCUGAGACGCCCUCUCGAAGGCACUGAGACAUUGUUGUCCUCACUCGCCGAUACCUUUACCAAAGGCUCGCCGUCAGCAUUAUUGUCAGCCCUGGAGUGUCUGAAGAUCAGGAAAUCGCAACGGCACACUAUCAACAACACUCUGUUGAAGACACGAACUGAGAAGCUGCUGUAUGGCUUAAUUGUCGCUGGUGGACGACUCGUUAGUGUCGUGAGACCAAAGCGGCAUUCCUUACACCCAAGUGAUCUACAGUUGAUCUUCAACAUGCUAUUUGAAGCCGGGGGUGUCAAAGCUGGAGGCGGGGAGAACUGGAUUCCAGUAUGCCUUCCGGGUUUCAACAAUAGAGGUUAUCUCUACAUGUACGUGAGCUUCCUGAGCGCAUUCGAAGACGGGACAGAACCGGGAGAACGACCUUCCACUGCCAACAGCAGCAGUAAAGAAGAUGAAAUUGCUAUUCUCUUGAUCAGCGCUGAUAAAGAGAGCUUUUUCGAGCUGAAGCAGAUGCGAGAUGAUGUUGUGAGCCAAUUGGAAAAGAAUGGCAGCUUGGAAAUCAUCAGGGCAGCAGUUCGAAAGGGACGUCCAAGUACGACAGACAUUGUGCCUGGAACUCAGCUCAGGCACUUCUUGUACAAAUCGCGUGCGAAUGUCCAAUUUACCAUGCCGUCAUUCACUCCGGAAUUUAGUAGAUUGGUAGCUCGAAGAAGGCUCAUGACGUUAUAUCAUAAUCUCCACGCAUCAACACACGCCAAACAUUCCCACCUCAAAGUCCUGCACUGCGUGAGUAAAGACAGCAUCUCCCUGGCCUGGACAACGCCCAUUUUCGAAUUUUACUGCGUUGCGGGUCCAAACGCAUCCCGCGCCGUCCUCGCACAAGGCGCCAAUAAAGUGAUCCAAUGGGUGAAGCGCGAGGAAGAAAGAGUCUUCAUUAUCGGUGGUGCUGUGUUCUAG